AUGGCAGAUUUACAGAAUAUUUGGAAUAAUGCUCCAUCUCGCCUUGAUAGGGCCAGCCUCGUCAUGCGCAGCCCGAGACUCUUUACAAGAUGCUACCAGACGUCUACGCCUCCGUUCUCGCGGGAAGACGUCAACGUGCAGCCUGUUUACCGACACGCGCCCGUCUGCUUCCAAUUCCCUAGUAUGGUCCCCGUGUCUGUCUCGCUGGCAGGCCCUAUUACGAGUCUGCGGCCCGGGCAUUCUGCAUUUUUGAUCUGGACGAGCUCGAAGCUACCCAAGUCUUGUGUGUUCUACUCCAACCUCGGAACCACGCCCCUUUGUUUGCGCUUUGCGAAUCACCGUGUAACAGCUACCCGGUAUGGACUCGAUAUUUUCAUCAUUCGUAUAAAUAGCAUGAAUAAGGAGAGGAGCCGGCGCGUCACCAUCAUCGGCCUUGGGUAUCUCGCUCAGGGUGGUUGGAAGGUUCGAAGAAUUCACAGGCAAAUAGUGCGGAUUUACUUGUACCAUCGUGAAGGGCGACGGUUGCAGACGCCCGCGCCGGCACUCUUCGACCCAGACUCGCCCACUCGAUAG
Messenger RNA from Ustilaginoidea virens, 573 nucleotides. RefSeq lists its product as uncharacterized. Lineage: Eukaryota; Fungi; Ascomycota; Sordariomycetes; Hypocreales; Clavicipitaceae. The coding region runs from base 1 to 573 and encodes 190 amino acids. The record is from RefSeq and is a predicted model, not a curated record. The transcript is spliced from 4 exons.